UAUAUCACACGCGCUUAAGAAUAGAAAGAGAAAGAAAAGAAAAUCACUCACGAAGGAAUGGCGAGCGAGGUAGCGAUGGAACCCAGUGUUACCGCGGCAGCGGCGGCGGCGGCGGAGACAGAGACAGUGCCUGCGGCAGUGACAAAAGAGCCACACAGGUUGGAGAGGAAGUGGACCUUCUGGUUCGACAACCAGUCCAAACCCAAACAAGGUGCGGCGUGGGGCACCUCUCUCCGCAAGGUCUACACCUUCGACACCGUCGAAGAUUUCUGGUGUUUGUAUGAUCAGAUAUUCAAGCCCAGUAAGUUGCCUGCAAAUGCUGAUUUUCACUUGUUCAAAGCUGGGAUUGAACCCAAAUGGGAAGAUCCCGAGUGUGCUGCUGGAGGAAAGUGGUCCGUCACCAGCAACAGAAAGGCUGGCCUUGAUACCAUGUGGCUUGAAACUAUGAUGGCUUUGAUUGGAGAGCAAUUUGAUGAGGCUGAUGAGAUUUGUGGUGUUGUUGCGAGUGUGCGCCAAAGGCAGGACAAAUUAGCAUUAUGGACCAAGACAGCUGCAAAUGAAGCAACCCAGAUGAGCAUUGGGAGGAAGUGGAAGGAGAUCAUUGACAUCACCGAUAAAAUAACUUACAACUUCCAUGAUGAUUCCAAAAGGGACAGAUCAGCUAAAUCUCGAUAUGGUGUGUGAUCAUGCAAUUAUUUGCUGUGAGGUUUUCCUUCUUUUGGUUGUGGAAUUGGGAUGAAGACUGUUAUCUUUGUUAUGAUCACUGAAUGACACCGCGCCACAGAAAUUUUUCAUUUUCUUUCAGUGAAUAGACUUAAGGGAUGUAAUGCUAUAACGUUCUUCAUGUUUUGAUUUUUUGGAAAAUUUCCAUUUAUAUAACUGGCUGUUUUGCUCUGCCCUCUACCUGUAACUGAAUGUUAAAUAGAUAUUGCAUUUUGCUUC
Molecule: messenger RNA, 942 nt
Organism: Quercus robur (English oak)
Lineage: Eukaryota; Viridiplantae; Streptophyta; Magnoliopsida; Fagales; Fagaceae
Product: eukaryotic translation initiation factor
Exons: 5
Coding region: 58-684 (208 amino acids)
Biological process (GO): translational initiation
Cellular component (GO): cytoplasm; eukaryotic translation initiation factor 4F complex
Molecular function (GO): translation initiation factor activity; RNA 7-methylguanosine cap binding
Source: RefSeq, a predicted model, not a curated record